This is a messenger RNA of Solea solea (common sole), 2787 nucleotides long. RefSeq names its product plakophilin 1b (gene pkp1b). The transcript has 13 exons. Gene Ontology annotation, molecular function: cadherin binding. The record is from RefSeq and is a predicted model, not a curated record. The coding region runs from base 61 to 2199 and encodes 712 amino acids. NCBI's taxonomy places the organism in Eukaryota, Metazoa, Chordata, Actinopteri, Pleuronectiformes, Soleidae. Gene Ontology annotation, biological process: intermediate filament bundle assembly; cell-cell adhesion; cell-cell junction assembly. Gene Ontology annotation, cellular component: cytoplasm; plasma membrane; adherens junction.
CUGCACACACACACACACACACAGUCGCCACAGCUGCUCACUGACCUCCCGCACAAAACAAUGACGAGUCAGGAUCCGCUGAAAUCCGUCAUUUCCAUCGGAAAUGUGGACGACACGUCUCUGGCUGUGCCGUCCGCUCACCAGUGCAGAUCCGGACAACAGCGCGUCCUGGAGCAAGUGCAAACGAUCCGGAGGACGAGGUCGAGACAGUCCAGCAGCGGCAGGAGCGCAUCCACCUCACUGACCCCCACAAGUCCUGGGUACGAGCCUGUGUUUAUGGAGCCUCUGAAGUCUCAGUCGAGCACGUCUAAUGGAAGCGUUUUCUUCGGAAAUGGCUUCAAUAAAACGCAUACCGUUGAGAAGAACAUGAAACAGCAAGUCGUCAACACCGCCAAGGAAUCCACUGCUAAGAGGAAUUUUGCAUUUUCGACCCAUCACUAUGAGAGGAAGUACGCCCCCACCGGCUCAAAGCCCAGCCGCAGUGAGCCCGAUUUGGUCCGGCAGCGCUCGGUGCCGGCGCCAAAACGCUCCGUUCCAUUGCAGAGAUUCCUCUCCAACAGAGGAACCCACAACACAGAGAGGCCCAGCAGUAUGUUUGUAACACCUCCCAAAGGUCACGCUCAGUACGCUGUGAAUGGCUUCAUCAACUCCAAAACAACCAGCCAGGUCAAAUACAGUGAAGUAGAUGGAUCCAAAUCCAAAAGGCUUCCCAAGCAAACCCAAAGAGAGCAUGGCACAAAUGGGAGCGGUGGUGUCGUAGAUCUCACUAUGAAGGAGGCUGUGGAGUGUCUCUCCAGCACCAAUGAGACGUAUCAGCACUGCGGCGCUUCCUACAUUCAGCACAACGCUUUCAUUGACGACGGGGCAAAGGAGGAGGUGUUAAAGGUGAAGGGGAUCUCUCCUCUGGUGGCUCUGCUGCGCAGCCCCAACUCGCAAGUGAGCCACACCGCCUCGGCCGCCCUUCGUAACCUGUCCUUUAAAAGUAACACCAGCAAGGAGGCCAUACAUCACAGCAGCGGCAUCGAGGAGACCGUGGCUCUGCUCCAACAAACCGACUCUGUGGAGAUACAGAAGCAGCUGACAGGUCUUCUGUGGAAUUUGUCCUCUGCGGACAAUCUGAAGCCAGACCUGCUAAAGAGCGCGCUGCCUGUCGUCAUGGAGCGCGUCAUUCUGCCUAACAACAGCAACAGCCAAGACCCCGAAGUCUUCUAUAACUCCACCGGAUUUCUCAGAAACCUCAGCAGCGCAAAGCAAAACAACCGACAGGUGAUGAGAAAGUGUCGGGGUUUGGUCGACUCCUUGGUCGGUUAUGUCAAAGAAUGUGUGGAAGCGGGAAACCCAGAUGAUAAGUCUGUCGAAAACUGCGUGUGCAUCCUGCACAACCUGACUUUCCAGCUGGAGGACGAGGCUCCAGCUCUGUUCAGCAGAAUCACGGCUCUGGCCAAGCCGCUGGACAGGAGCCACAGCCAGGGCGACAAUGGCCCCAUCGGCUGCUUCAGUCCACAGAACAAAUCUUCAGAGCAAGAGCAUCACUUUGACUACCCGGUCGUGGAGGAUUCUCAGCCGAGCGGCGCUGGCUUGCUCUUCCACUCCAAGACGAUGCAGAGUUACUUGGAUUUGCUUGAGUCUAGCCAGCAGGCCGACACACAGGAAGCAUGUUGUGGAGCGCUGCAGAACCUCACCGCACAUGAAGGCAUUGUCUCCAAGGUCAUGAGCCAGACCAUUGUGCAGAAACUGAAUGGCAUGCAGGUUAUCGGUCCCCUUUUGAGGUCAAACAAAGUCAACUUACAGAAGAACAUUGUGGCUUUAGUAGGAAACUUGACCAAGAACCCAAACCUUCACAAUAGCAUAGCUCGUAAAGCUCUGCCUGACCUGCUGGACAUCAUCACCGCCGGCACCAAGGGAGGGAAUGAAUCUGAUGACACUUUGUCCAUGACCUGUCAGGCUGCCAACUGCCUGCUGAUGAAGGAGCCUGAGAUUGGCAAACAUCUGAUAAAAGCCAACCUGAUAAAGUCACUGAAUGAUCUCAGCCAAAACAACUAUUUCCCCAAAUCCAGCAAGGCUGCAUCCCUGCUCCUUCACAACCUGUGGUCAGAGAAGGAUUUACAAAGCUUCUUGAAAAAGCUAGGGAUGACCAAGUCCUCGUUCAUGAAUGACACCAUCGCAUCGGCACUAAAGUCGGUUCAAGUGGUCGAUUAAUGCAGCGGCUUUAACUGACGACAGACGGAAGAACCGCUCCUGCAAGGUUUCUGCACACUCAUCACGACAUACAGGCACACAGGCUGAGCUCCAUCCUUUUCCAUUUCACAAGGACUUUUAAUCUAUGAAUCCAUAUAAUACAAACAUCAACAGAUGAUUACACAAGCCUGUACGUUAAUGCUGUUUGGUGACUUUCUUUGUAGGAAAAAAAUAAAAAAAAGGUGAAGGCUGAGAUGUAACGCGUUUGCAGCCAAACGGCCUUUUCUGCAGAUUUGCUCGAGUGCGUUUUUAAGAAACGUGUGUCUGUGUCUGCAUUGUGUAAUAUGGGACCAUUUGCUUGCUUUAUUUGAUAAUAACAUGAGGGUUAACAGUUUAUUUUUGCACUGAAAUUCCAGCUUUAAUAUCGUGACAUGAGAUUGUAUUUGACAAUGUAAAAUUAAGUAAAAACAAAUGAGAGUGAGAGUUAUUGUCUUAAGCAGCGAUGUGUGUUUACAUUUUAUGUCUUUUUGGUGGUGUAUGUAUUUUCAUAUGCGUGUAAUUUUUCAAAAUAAUAUGCCAAAAUGUGUCAAUAAAGCUGAUGAAAGUCUA